Molecule: messenger RNA, 1308 nt
Organism: Blumeria graminis f. sp. triticale
Lineage: Eukaryota; Fungi; Ascomycota; Leotiomycetes; Helotiales; Erysiphaceae
Source: the annotation of a GenBank genome assembly
AUGUAUGCAAUUACGAAAGGCCUGCGGCAGAUAAUACGUCGACCGAAGAGUAUCGGAAUUGAUGUGAGGGCUAGGAGAGCAAAAAUCCAAUUAAGAGUACUGUCUGUAGCUCCCCAACGCUGCAGUAACAUUAUUGAUACUCUCGGGAUCUAUGCACCGAGCACCCAACUAUCCGAGACUGAAGUGGCCAUGGCAGAUACCGUAUCUAAAUUUGCUGCCGACAUAAUUAGGCCUAGAGUACGGGCAAUGGAUGAAGAAGAAGCUAUGGAUCCAAUGAUAGUUAAGCAGUUGUUUGAAAAAGGUCUUAUGGGAAUUGAGAUUCCUGAAGAAUAUGGCGGUGCUGGCAUGAAUUUUACUGCCGCUAUUGUAGGCAUCGAAGAGUUAGCUCGUAUUGACCCUAGCGUUAGUGUGCUAGUUGAUGUGCACAACACUCUCGUUAACACUGCGGUACUCCAGCAUGGUAGUGAUGAAAUGAAGAAGAAGUGGUUGCCAAAGCUUGCAACAAGCACAGUUGGAAGCUUCUGUCUGAGUGAACCCACUUCAGGCUCUGAUGCUUUUGCCCUGGCCACAAAAGCAGAGAAAAACAAUUGUGGGUAUAAGAUUUCUGGCAGUAAGAUGUGGAUCACAAAUGCAAUGGAGGCAGAGUUUUUUAUUGUAUUUGCCAAUCUCGAUCACCAAAAGGGUUACAAGGGUAUUACGGCAUUCAUUGUUGAGAAGGGCAUGAAAGGUUUUUCUGUCGCGAAAAAAGAGAAGAAAUUGGGAAUAAAAGCAAGUAGCACCUGUGUGCUCAGCUUUGACGACGUUCAAAUUCCUCAUCAUAAUCUUCUCGGGGCUGAAGGUGAUGGCUAUAAAUACGCUAUCGGCAUAUUGAAUGAGGGUCGAAUAGGGAUUGCGGCCCAAAUGACCGGUCUAGCACUUGGUGCUUUUGAGAACGCAGCAAGGUACGUAUGGAAUGAUCGAAAGCAGUUUGGGCAGUUUGUAGGAGACUUCCAAGGCAUGCAACACCAGAUUGCGCAAUCAUACACAGAAAUAGCAGCUGCUCGAGCUCUUGUUUUCAAUGCGGCAAGAAAGAAAGAACUUGGCGAAAGUUUUGUGCAAGAUGCUGCCAUGGCGAAAUUGUUCGCGUCGCAAGUUGCCCAACGGGUGAGCGGGCAAGCUAUAGAGUGGAUGGGUGGUAUGGGAUUUGUAAGGGAAGGAAUAGCAGAGAAAAUGUGGAGAGAUAGCAAAAUUGGCGCUAUCUACGAAGGUACAAGCAAUAUUCAGCUACAAACGAUUGCAAAGAUCCUCAAAAAGCAUUAUCAGAACUGA